Molecule: messenger RNA, 933 nt
Organism: Erigeron canadensis
Lineage: Eukaryota; Viridiplantae; Streptophyta; Magnoliopsida; Asterales; Asteraceae
Product: ATP-dependent DNA helicase PIF1-like
Exons: 2
Coding region: 1-933 (310 amino acids)
Source: RefSeq, a predicted model, not a curated record
AUGGUGAGAAACUAUGAUCUUAAAAUUUUUUGCCAUAGUGAUUCUGCUGUAACUUAUGUUACAUGGUUAGAUGAGUUGCUUAUAUUUCAUAAAAUCAAAGAGUUUGCUGAGUGGAUUCUUAAAGUUGGAAAUGGUGAACUUUGCGAACCUAAUGAUGGCGAGGCUGACAUACCCAUACCAAAAGACCUUCUUAUUGAAUCUGAGCAAGACCCGGUAAGCGACAUUAUCAACUAUGUCUAUCCAGAUUACAUUGCUCGACUGUAUGAGAAGAACUACUUUGAAGACAGAGCAAUACUUGCACCGACACUUGAAACUGUGAACCUCAUUAAUGAUAGAAUGUUGAAUACUCUUCCUGGUAACGAGAGGGUUUACCUAAGUUCUGAUACUAUUUGCCAAGCUGAUUUAAAUCCAAAUAUUAGCCCAGAAUUAUAUUCUCCAGACUUUCUAAACCGAAUAAAGAUUUCUGGUCUUCCGAAUCAUAAUCUAACUCUGAGAGAAGGUGCUCUUGUCAUGUUGCUUAGAAAUGUUGAUCAGCAACAAGGUCUUUGCAAUGGUACUCGAUUGCAGGUAAAACGUCUAUGUGAACAUGUUAUUGAGGCAAUUGUUAUUUCUGGAAGUCACGUUGGUCAUAUCACAUAUAUCCCCCGUAUGAAAUUGACAAGUUCUAAUAAGAAACUGCCUUUCCAAUUUCAGCGACGACAAUUCCCACUUUCCGUUUGUUUUGCGAUACCUAUCAACAAAAGUCAGGGACAAUCGUUGGGGAGGGUUGGCCUCUAUCUACCCAAGCCGGUAUUCACGCAUGGACAACUUUACGUUGCAUUGUCGAGGGUCAAAAGUAGACAAGGACUGAAGGUGCUUAUUUGUGAUCAACAAGGCCAUCCAACAAACCAUACGACAAAUGUUGUAUACAAAGAAGUUCUUCAGGGCCUCUGA